GCUGUCGUCUUCGGGUGGCCGCGGUGCCCAGGCCGUGUUGGGGCGGCGCUGAGGGACUCUGGUGACGGCCGGGGGUGUUGCAACGGCCGCCCGUGCCUGUGGGGGGAAGGCCUGGGGGUGUCCUGCUGUAUUAAGCUGUGGUGAGCCGCGGGUUUUGGCUGCCACAGGACACUAUGGGCUACUCCGCUGCCUGCGGCCGUGGUUUGAAGGAGGUUGUAGCAUGAGCCUGGGAACAUGCCCAUCCAGGCCCCCCAGUGGACCGAAUUCUUGUCGUGUCCCAUCUGCUGCCAUGAGUUUGACAGUGGACAGCGCGGCCCCAUCAGCCUCGGGUGCGGCCACACCGUGUGCCGCGCCUGCUUGGCCAAGCUGCAGCGCAACCAGUGUCCUUAUGACCAGACUGUAAUGCGACUGGAACUGGACCAGCUUCCAGUCAAUGGAGCGCUGUUGUCCCUGGUGGGGGCUGGAAGCACCGUGGAGGAGGGGGAACUGCCCCCUCCUCCCCCGGUGCCCCCAACCCACACCCCCAACUACUUCAUGGCAGUCAAGUGCAUUAAGGAGCUGGCACUCUUUCUCAAGCCCUUCUCUGGCACAGGCACCAAUGGCUCCACCUCACUCCUAUCCCGGCCAAUGCAGAGAAAGCUUGUCACACUCAUCAAUUGCCAGCUGGUAGAGGAUGAGGGGCGAGCCAGGGCGGUGAGGGCGGCCCGGUCCCUGGGCGAACGAACAGUCACCGAGCUCAUCCUGCAGCACCAAAACCACCAGCAGCUCUCAGCUAACCUGUGGGCAGCAGUGAGGGCCAGAGGCUGUCAGUUUCUAGGCCCUGCCAUGCAGGAGGAGGUGCUGAAGCUGGUGCUGCUGGCGCUGGAGGAUGGGUCUGCACUCUCCAGGAAGGUGCUGGUGAUGUUCGUGGUGCAGCGGCUGGAGCCUCACUUCCCCCAAGCCUCCAAAACAAGCAUCGGACAUGUUGUUCAGCUACUCUACCGUGCCUCUUGCUUCAAGGUUUCCAAAAGGGAGGGCGACUCGUCCUUGAUGCAACUGAAGGAGGAGUUCCGCACCUACGAGGCACUGAGGCGGGAGCACGACGCCCAGAUUGUUCAGAUUGCCACCGAGGCUGGGCUCAGGAUCGCCCCCGACCAGUGGUCCUCCCUACUCUACGGUGACACAGCGCACAAGUCACACAUGCAGUCCAUCAUUGACAAGCUACAGACCCCACAGUCCUUCGGGCAGUCAGUGCAGGAGCUGGUUAUUGCCCUGCAGCGUACUGGUGACCCUGGCCAGCUGUCUUCCCUGCGGCCUCAGCUGGAGCUGUUGGCAGCACUGGACCCAGCCCCUGAUGCACCUCCGCCAGGGUGGAAGCCAUGUGCGGAGGCCAUGGAAGCAGUGAGGGCAGUGGUGACCGGCCUGGUGCACUUCAUACAGCACCAUGGAAACCGCAAGCUGCCAGAUGCUCACCACCCACACAAUGCCAAGUACAAGACCAGCAUGUGCCGAGACCUCACGCAGCGCAGCGGCUGUCCACGGGGCAACAACUGCACGUUUGCCCACUCCGAGGAAGAGUUGGAGAAGUACCGCAACCGCAGCCGCAAGCACGGUAAGGGUUUGGCCCCGCCCCUGACAGCCCCAGCCAUCAAGACCUCAGCUCAGCAUCUUACAGUUCCUGCAGCACCUCUCACACCACACCCUCCAACUGGUGUGGAGGCCAAAAAUGGGGAGCACGCGCCUCCUACCGGCCCCGUGCCUAAAGCCACCACUGUUGAGGAGAUGCUCCAGGUUGGAGACAUUCCACCCCCAGCUGCCCCACUCUCUUAUGAAACCCACAAGUUUGUACACCUUCCAGCCCACACCCAGUCCGUGCCAGUGAUGCCUGCUCCCACACCCACCCCUGCCAUCAUUCAGCCAGCCCUUGCCCCAGCACCCUUCCACCCAACCCCAGUGGCAGAAUACACGUACAGCUCCUUCCACUGCCAACCUCCAGUGUUUGCCCAGGCUGCCCCUCCCCAGCAGCCCCUUCCCUCGGCCCCUACAGCAGCAGUGUUUCCUGGUCAGGCAACAGCCAUCGUGCCAGACUUGUAUGGCGGCAACCCCCCCACCAUGCUGCUCAACACUGCCCCGGUGUACAAUGUGACCGGCCACACAAAUGAGUACUGCAUCCCCAUCGCCAACACAAAGCCCACCAACUCUGGCCUUCACCCUCUAGUUUCCUGCUGGCCCGACACUAGCUGUGCCACCUUCUGCGUCACCACCUCUCCUUCCACCUCAUCCUCCCUGACACCAGCAGCCUCCAUCAUGGCUACCAAGUCUAUGGAGGAGCUGAAGGAGAGGAAAGAGGCCAUCAUGAACCAGCUGGAAACUAUCGUGGGCAAGGAGGCCACUCACCAGAUGGCCACACAGAUUGCCAAUGGUGAGGAGCUCAGCAAGCCCCAGGAGUUCACGUCCACCUACAGCAUCUGGACCUCUGGGGCAGACUUCUACAUAGCACCCAAGGGCCUCGAGAAGCCCUACGAGCCUGUCACUGGCUAUCGCACCUUUGCCGCCAGGAAAGAAGAGGGCAAGGGAGGCAAGGACGACUUCAUACCCUUUGAUCCGCCGCUAGUGAGCCGCUUUGGACCAAUCUCCCGCAUGUCCCGCACCGUCAUCCAGCCGGCCAACCCCAUCCAGUCCUCGGUGAGCAGCGCCACAGAGACAACCACCACCCCCACCGUGCGGCGCCCCGUGCCAGCCAUCUCACCCAUGCCACAGAUGCUUUACCAGCCGGGUGGGUACACAGUAGGGGUGAUGACCUGCAUCCCCGCCUCCCUGGAGCACAUGAACACGAUGGGCCAUGGCAUUGUGGACCCGGUCUUCACUCAGCUGGAUUCCUCCGGUGGCCUCAGAGCCGUGUCAGCCGAUGCAGCCCAGCAGGAGUGUUUGAGGCAGCAGUUUGCAGCCACCAGGGAAGGACUGGAUGCCAUAGUGCUGGAUGAGAAGAGAAUGGUCGAGCUGCAUGAGGUGCGUCUGAAGGAGGAGCUGAGCCUCGUCAUGAACAGGAUUGAGUUGAAGCGCAAGGAGAUGGAGAGCAAGGCGGCAGCAGCGGCAGGGUCCUCGCAGGAUACUGAGAAGGACCUUGGGGACUUUGAGAAGAACUGGAAAUUUGAUUUUGAGGAUGAAAAGGAAUAACAAGCCCCCUGGCGAGAGGAUGUCCCUCCCUCGCCCAGGCUUGGUGAGGCUGUGUCCUGCGUACCUGCCCUGCAAACUGUGAUCCAGGCGAGGCUCGUCCUCCACCAGCUUUAUGUUGGCCAGGUGAGGGGUGGUGGUGGCUGGGACCUAAUAAUCAAACAGAACAAAAGCAAGAGCAAGGAACUGUCUGGUGAGGAUUUAUGCAAGUUGUAAAUUAUUUUGUGGUUAGGAUGAUAAAAAAUUAAGCUAAAUUAUUUACUUGUAUAGUGUUUUGCUGCCACUGUGCACUCUUGGUCAGUGCAUGGCCAAGAAGAGUGAUUGAGAUUAAUAUAUUUGUAUAUGUUGCAGUUUCCAGUUAACUGCUUGUCACUUGUUAUAGAAGCACAUGGUCAAAUGAGUUUUGUGCUCUUAUCUUCUUGCAUUUCUAAGAAAAACUGGUCAACAUUUCAUGGUGCCAGACAUCAGGUGCUUCUCUAACCCCAGCUGUGUAUCACUCAUUUUUGGUAGAUGCUUUUUUUCAGUCUCCCUUCACCAGUUUGUUAUUUUUGGAACCCUCAUGGCAUGAAAGAAGCCUCUUUUAUGUCUAUACAUAUUGUAUAAAAGAGAGGCCUGCCUGACAAAUGUACAAGGAGUAUUAGAGUACUGAGUGUGUGAUAACAAGGCAGGAGUCUGAUGGAUCUCCAGCCAACUGUUAGUAUGUUCCCAUUGCAGCACAAGGAGGAGGCCUGGAGCAGGCUGAGAGAACAUUGGUUGGGUAAUACCUUUUUUAAUAUGAUGAGAGUAUAUGCAUGUAUUCUGUCAGUGAAUGUUGUCCUCCAACAGUUGUUUGUUUGGUUGUGUGUUGGUACAUAUUGAUCACCUCAGCAUUAACUGUCAGACCAACUGGCUCAGGUGUAUCAUUGUCACGUGUUGUGAAAGUUCCGAGUUGCUGGUGAGGCACAGGUCCUUGCGGCAACACUUCCUUGAUACAACUUUUAAAUGUCUUACAAGAAACAAGAAAAUGUCAUUUGAUAAAGCCUCUGAUCAGAGUGCAGAGUGCAUUCUUUUGAGGUGUAUUUAUUGUCAUGAUUAGACAUACAAGGCCUCUGCAAAAUUUGGAUGGUUUUCUUGAUUUUUCUCAGUUAACAAAUGCCAGACACAAACCUGGCAUGGCCUGCUGCUGUCAGUAUCUCCAUUGGUGAAGCUUUAAGCAAGGUUGCCUACACUUGGUGUGCAUGCUUCACACUGUUCAUUAUUCCCACAGCAGUAUUUUCAGAAAUUGACAAUUGAUAUAUUUUAAAUUAUGAAUAACUGUUUUAUUUUUUAUCAAGUAAUGUAUAAGAUCCUAUGGAUACAUUUAUUUCUGGCAUGGACUAUUUAUAUUUCUUUUUGCAUUUUUAGUUGAGCGUCUGCUUCAUCUUGAUAUCAUAGUUUGCCUGAGAGUUCUAACAUGAUACUCGCAUAUGUGCUGAGCCGUCAACAAUUCUGCAUUGAGGGGCGGAAGCCCCAUAAAAGUAUUGACUCUUUGAGUUGUUGAGGGUUCAGUGGAUCUUCCUCCCCUCCUUCAAAAUCCCCAGCUCAGUGUCAGCUUGGCAUCUGUAAAUAUUUGUUCACAAGUCAGUAUAGAUAUUCAAUGUUCUGCUGAGAGGUCCUGUUUGCUUAAUAUAUAUCUUUUUCACAUUUUUACAAAUGCUAUACAACUGCUUUGAAGUAUUAAGGUUGAAAAUGUGUCAUCAAUCAUAUGCUGGAAACAGAACAUUACCCAGAAAUCAGAGAUAUUUUUAAACUACAAAUGACCCAUUUUGAUGGAGGCCUUUAUAACCUGACUGCUGUCAAUCACCUUGGGCUGUGGGUUGAAGGGAAUCACAAAGCCCUGAACUUCCCUCAGUUUAGGGGAAGAAUGCACAAGAUUCAUAUAACAUGCAGCCCCACUGUCUCAGCAGAACACUGUUGCCUUGCCACUACACUGAACUGCUUUAUUUUGGUUCCCUGUUGGUAGUGUUCACAAAACUGUCCUCUGACUGAGAGUAACUUGUAAUAUUGCCAAUACUAUCUGAGUAGUAAGCAGAUUUUUGAUUGUACAAACUUCACAGUGCAGAUAUAAAAAUGCUUUUUAUUGUUAAGGCUCUUUGUAAAUGCCCAAAUUGUCUAGUGUACAAGUUUGUAAAAUUUUUAUAUUUUUGUAUUUAUUGUCUCCCACUAGUGCAGACGGAUCUUUUCCUCUGUGCUGAUGAACAAGUGGUCUGCCCUGUAGGUUGGCGUAAUGAUGGACAGGCUUACUUUUUUCCCUUCAUAGUGAUAGCAACCCAUUUUAAUCCACUUGGCUAGGAAAGGACCCAACUCUUUGAAGUGACUAUUGCAUCUAGUUUUCCCAUGAGACAAUUGACUUAACAACAGAACUCUGGUUUGUGUUGUUUAUAUUCCUUGCUGUUCAUUUAAUAAUUUUCAGAGUAGAUUGUGAUGAGGGCUUCAUCAAGAACUUUUUAAUGUAGAUUAAAUACUGGCAUUAUAUAAAAUUGGGAUUUGGAUAUAUAUACCUGAACUGUCUUGGAUGAUUGUUCUUGGCAGUGAAAAUGAAUGAUAUUUAAAUUGAUGAUACACUUUGUUGGGACUUAUAAUUUGGAAAUAUUUCAUGCAUCAUUUGUGUCCUUUAGUCUCAAAAAAACAUCUGUAAUGCAUCUUGUCUGAUUUUGGGUCUUUGAUCAGGAAGCUUUUGUAGACCUGUUGUGUUGCGAAACAGUGUAGUGCCAUGUCAAAGAACAAAGGUAUUUGACAGUUGAUUUAUGCAACAGGUACUGGAGGGUGCCUAAUUUUAUCCCAUUAGACCCCAAUUCUGUUAAAUUAGUCACAGUUUUUAUUAUUAUUAUAAAAUAGUACCUAUUCACCAUGUACAAAAGGUAGAAGGGCUCCUCACAGCCUCUGCCAAAGCCCAACUGCAUUCCCCAAAGGCCCAGAGCUUGGUCUUGUUUUUGGUCAUUGUACUCACUAAAAAUUUUCCUGCUUCAUUUGGGAUCUUUAAAAGCAUAACCAAGGAAUAGACCCUGAGAGCAUGAUGCAUCACUUUCUCAUUUUGAUGCCUGGAAUGCAAAAUGUGUUACUAACGUGAGCAUGGCAAGUUGGACGUUGCCGUGUACAGGCACUUUGAAAAACAGUGUGUCAAGUUUUUAAAUGUUAAUGUAUCAUGCAAUGGGCUGUUGCCUUGUCAUCUGUUGAAUUUCUCAAAAGUUUAACCAAAAGGCACAAGUUGUUGUAUAACCAUAAGCUAAAAACCUGACUCAAGUAUUCAUGCUGUUGAGAUUGCAGACAUAUAUUUAUUUAUUAUAAGUGGACAUUCCAAAUUUUUCCUUGGGCCCAUAAGUUAUCAUGCAAUACAGACAGAGCACACAGCUGUAACAAUCAGCUCCCAAAGUAAUGCUGUUUUGGCGCCCUUCGGUACCCAUGCAAGUGAUUCUGCAGGUGGAUCAAGGGUCUGUUUUCUUCCUGUUUGUCUUCAGUAGCUGAAGGACUUGAUGGGAUACUUUAUGAGUCACUAUAUAAAGAAUGUAAUUUAUACAGUCUAUUAUGCAAUGGGACAGAGCAAGGCAAGUUUCAGCUGAAGUGAAAGAUAAAUUUCAAGCACCUGAACCUGAAACACAAAGAUGGCUGGACCCUCUUUGUUUCAGUUGACAGGUAAUUAUAUUGAUGUAUGUCUUGGGAUGGGCAGCUGAGUUGUGUUGCUCUGUCUCCCUCAUCAAUGAUUUGGCUUGCAGUUAUCAUGUCAUCAGUUAGAUACACAUUUUAGAGAAAGUAAUCACUGCCUCUUUGGAAGUAAUUGUCCAUCAUCUGUGAAUUAAUGUUUACCAUGAUAAAUGCCUUGUGUGUGUUUCAUAUUGGAAUAGUUUGUAUAUUAUUGUACAAUAGAGAGAGAAAAGUUAUUGGGGCACCAGUGUUGCCACCAAACACUUCUUGAGAGUGUGGGCGUUGGUGGCACUGGUAGUUUGCUGCUGAGCUUCUCCCAAACAUGGUGCUGCGAUCAGGGGUGGGGACAAGCUUGGCUCUAGAUUUGGAACAAUGUAUUCUUCUGUGAAGUCCAAAGAUUGCAAAUGUUUAUUUUUGAUGCAUUAUGUAGCACUGCUUAUUCAGUUUUAGAAUUGGCAUGCUAAAGACAAGUGUUAUACUGACUUCAUAUGUUGUAAGAUGAAGUUGAAUGUCGAUAGUGUACCUGAAAACAUCAGAGACUGCAGAUUUUCUCUCCGCACGUGUUGCUUGGAAUUUUUAAUUAUUUAAAACUAUCGGGGGAAUUUUUCAAUACUCAUCAAGUGAGGGAGGGAAAUGAUGUGCCAGCUGCCCCCACACCCUGACAGCCAGUCCUGUUGAAAGGGAGAAGCCCAAAAUGCUAUUGCUGAGGACCUUUAAUCCCUGGGAACUACGUUACCUGGCGAGAUGAGUCCAAAUUAUAUAUACAUGAACAAUGAGCAAGAUGGCGUGAGUUUGCCAGUGUGUUGUGGGCACGUAAUCUGGUGCGCCAACUGUUGGGAACCACUGAGACAGCCUGUAGUGUUUGCCUGAGAAAGAAAGAUAGCUAGUUCUAUUGCAGGAGCCACAACCUGUUUGUGCAUACACUCCACAUCUUGCUCUAUUCAUGAUAUUGAGCCUAUAUUAGGAAUUGCCAAAUUGAUGAAAAGUUUAUAGCUUUUAUUGAGUAUUAGAAUGAUUAUUUACUGUGUAUGUAUCAAUUACCUACUUCCCAUGGGAAGCUUGUUUUUUUUCUGCAAACUGCAAAUUCUAUUAUGAAAUCCUUUCUAUGGGUUGGUGUAGAAUUAUAUCAUUCUUUUCUAACAUAAGUACUAUACAUGUUGAAAGUGCAUAACAAAUUAAAAGUAGUGGAGUAUGGAUAUCCUUUGUUAGCAGAUCCUUCAGAGAGCUGCAAUGUUGUCAUUAUUCUUAAAAGUCUUGUUUGUAAGCUGUAACAUUUUGUUAGCCACCAUGCCUGGUCUGGUCAGCAUUGCACUCAUCAACAGAGAAUGAGAAGAACAGAGGCCUGGCACCACUGACCUCACAUUCUCCCUUACCAGAAGUUAUAACAAACUAACUGGGUUCUUAAACUCUCUGAGAUCUGCUUCUUAAGUUUUCAAGUAUGUGGUGUUGCUAGCCAGUGCACACCCACCACCCUUGCUCCACUGUAGCUGCAUUUGUGAUUUCUUGGUGUGUUUUCUGUCUUGGCGUCUGUAGGAAGCCGUGUCACAUCCAGACGUCAUUUUUGGUGUUUACAGUCUUGGCCAAGGUCUGUGUUGUGUUUAGGUCUUGUUCAUCUUGGACAGUCCCUAAUGAGUGCCAGGCCUUGCCCUUGGCUUUGUCAGUAGUAGUCUCUUAAGAAGAGCAUCAGUCAUGUGUAAUAUGAUAUUGAUUUCUAUUCAAAACAAAUGAGACUUUUUAUUAAGAGUUAUUGCUGACUUGUAGUUUUAAGCAAAUUACAAUGACAAGAUGAACACCUCCCAUAUCAUGAGGAACACUGCUUAUUCACACUGGUUUGUUUGCUAAUACAUAUUAAACUGAGGAACUAUGUAACUUGAAGCAAAAUGGUGCAGAUCAAUUUUACUUAGAUUUGGUAAUAUUUCAAUCUUUAUCAACUAUGGUAUGCAACUUAUGUUUUGGCUCCAAUUUGAAGUGUUUACAUUGCCAAGGUUUCGGAGGAGUGUUCCUGAUGUGUGGGCUUGGAGCGUUCACCUUGCCAUGGUGCUUUGAGAACCAGAGGUGCAGCCUGACAACACCUAGACCCACUGGCGGCUUAAUUCACAAUCUCAGUCAUGCUACGCUACCAGGGUCUGAGAGUGCUAUUUCAAGCCACAAGCCUCUUUGAACUGAUUCUGGCUAAAAAGACAUUUCAUUUCAAGUGUUGAUCUCACUCCCACCAUUAUUCUCCAAAGUGAAACAAUUCACUUCACAGCUUGUAGACUCCCUGGUCACUGAGGGAAUGUUUGUACUGUCAUCAUGGUGGCAGGAGUGGAGUGGGAGUGUGUAGACAAGAGUAGCAAGGAUCAGGCAUAUUAAUGCGCUUUGAAGUCUUAGGUUAGGAAGGUGAUUCAGUUCUAGUUUAGGGUGAAUAGUUUAUUAUACAGAUAGUUAGUAGGGAUGCAUCAUUCAUACUGUGAUGGUAUUCUAGUACCAUUUAGUUAUUUAGAUCUUAUUUAACUGAAUUACCUCAGUGUAGGCUCUUAUUUACUUUCCUCCAUUGAUCAGUAACUUGCAUUAGUUAAAGCAAAAGAAAUCUGUUGUGUGUAGAGGUGCAGCUCAAGAAUCAUGUAUACUGCUUAUUGGUGAGAAUUUUUCAUAGCACAAACAAAGGAAGCGAUGUUUUCUCCAUUCCCUCAGUGACAAAGGGGAAUUAAAGCAGAAUAACUUAUUGAUCACCAAAGUUUCUCCAGGUGGGUUGUGUUGCCCCACAGUGGGGCAGCAAUGAGGAGGCUCAGUCAGGCUGGACCUCUGGUGGGGAAGGUUAGGCUCUCACAAUGAGAACUGAGCGGGGCUGUCUGUGCCCCGCAGUGCCCCGCCACGGCUGCCUCUUAUUGGACUGUUCUUAUGUCCUGUAAAACUCCCUGGCUCUAUUUUGGAGCAGAUUAUGGACUCCACUUCUCUGUUUUAGGAGGGACCACGGCCAUCUUGCUUCAUGUACAGCCACUGGGUCAUGAUCUUUUGUAGGAUGGAGAGGGAUUUUUACUUUUUUAUAUUCCCAGUGUUACUCCUGAGCCUGGUCGAGGGCAAGAAGGUAAAGCACUAAGUGGAGGCCAUUCUUUAAAAAUCCAACCAUGUUGAGUGACAGGUGUGUCUCCCGGGGCCAGGCAGCUCCCCCUCUGAUGUUAGCAUGUUGCACAUGUACCGUUACGAUUAUAUUAAUCAAUACGUCAUUGUACUUUGCCCAUCAAUAAAACUCAUGUGAACUGUA
Messenger RNA from Eriocheir sinensis (Chinese mitten crab), 10057 nucleotides. Its product is annotated as roquin-1-like. The transcript has 11 exons. Gene Ontology annotation, molecular function: metal ion binding. NCBI's taxonomy places the organism in Eukaryota, Metazoa, Arthropoda, Malacostraca, Decapoda, Varunidae. Bases 235 to 3156 code for a protein of 973 amino acids. The record is from RefSeq and is a predicted model, not a curated record.